AUGCCCCGGGAAGAGCUCAAAGAGCGGAAAGAUGACAAAGAUCAGGACGACUCUGAUUGGUCAGUGAAAUCGGCGAAAUCCAAUCGGCCACGUGACACGUUGAAUGCACCGAGAGAAGAGGAGGAGCUUGAUUCAGACCCGAAUAUCGUUGAUAGGUUGUGGGGCCGUUUGCUACCCGACAUAGGUCGCGUGUAUGUCUUUCAUGGAUUCCCAUCUAAUCUGACCAGCAACACGUUGGUGAACAGCGACUCUCUCAGGCCUGAUUACCUGAGUCGUCCACCAGUGAUUCUGGACGGUCCGAAGUCAGUCGGAGGGCGAUUUGGUCAUUCGGUGGUCAGUAUGGGCGACGUGAAUGGCGCGACUCGUGAGAAAGGUGCGGUUUUCACUUACCUGGGCAAGAAAGACAAUGUUAUUUGGCCAGCCGAACUUCCCCGGGCUGCCCCCAACACAACCUGCGGAGAUUUUGAUUCAGGCCACCGAAUGUUCAAAAGCUUCGUGUGGAGUUUAUCUGCCGGUAUUGAUUUGGAUGGGAACCAUGCUCCGGAUCUGAUUGCUGGCGAUUUUGACAGUAAUCAGGCACGUGAUGUUGUUUUCCUUCGAGCAUGUAACACGAUUUGGUUUGAUUCUCCUGAAUGGGAUCUUCCAUUGGCUAGAACUUUACCCUGGUCCGGGCCAGACGAAACCGAGUGUGGAACGCAAUGUCAAUUUCGAGUUCAAUUGAGCGUCCGCGUCCAUGGAAAACCUAGUCUCCUUCAACGGCACCAGACCGAACAGUUUAAACUGCACGUAGCAGUUGACAUGGAUGCUUCGAUUGUGAAUCUGGUCUACAAGCGACUGGCGGGUGUAAGCGACAUGCAGAACAUCGGUGUCAGUGGCUUCAUGUCCAUGGGUUUGUUAGAGUCGGUCCUUCCCAUUACGAUCAUCAGAGAUACGUUGAUGAACAAAAACCGGAUGGUAUUGUUGUCAUUAACGCUUGAGCCUUAA
Molecule: messenger RNA, 984 nt
Organism: Opisthorchis viverrini
Lineage: Eukaryota; Metazoa; Platyhelminthes; Trematoda; Opisthorchiida; Opisthorchiidae
Exons: 5
Coding region: 1-984 (327 amino acids)
Biological process (GO): integrin-mediated signaling pathway; cell adhesion mediated by integrin; cell-matrix adhesion
Cellular component (GO): integrin complex; external side of plasma membrane
Molecular function (GO): integrin binding
Source: RefSeq, a predicted model, not a curated record